Messenger RNA from Egretta garzetta (little egret), 1746 nucleotides. It is a transcript of the gene MGAT4B, whose product is annotated as alpha-1,3-mannosyl-glycoprotein 4-beta-N-acetylglucosaminyltransferase B. Gene Ontology annotation, molecular function: acetylglucosaminyltransferase activity. Lineage: Eukaryota; Metazoa; Chordata; Aves; Pelecaniformes; Ardeidae. The coding region runs from base 1 to 1659 and encodes 552 amino acids. Gene Ontology annotation, cellular component: Golgi stack; endoplasmic reticulum-Golgi intermediate compartment; endoplasmic reticulum. The transcript has 16 exons. The record is from RefSeq and is a predicted model, not a curated record. Gene Ontology annotation, biological process: protein N-linked glycosylation.
AUGUCGCUGCAGAGCGGCGUUCCCCAUGCCAGCAUUUUGCUUUCCACCAUUCGGGGUCCCAGAGGAGAUGCCCCGUGCCAUCUGGAGAAGGCCUUCGAGAUGCUGUCCAGGGGUGACGUUGUGGACAUCUACCAGCGGGAGUUUCUCGCCCUCCGAGACCGACUGCACGCAGCCGAACAGGAGAGCCUCAAGCGCUCAAAGGAGCUCAACCUGGUCCUGGAGGAGAUCAAGAGAGCGAUCUCGGAGAAGCAGGCCCUGCGGGAUAUAAACCGGACCUGGAGCAGCUUAUCUGACGAAACCAAGUUAAAACUGUGGAAUAUCACCAACAAGAAUGUGCUGCACCUUCCCACCAUCUUCCAUCAUUUGCCACAUUUGCUGUCAAAGGAGAACAGUCUGCAGCCAGCCGUGCAUGUGGGACAGGGGCGCACUGGAGUAUCCGUUGUGAUGGGAAUCCCCAGUGUGAAGCGGGAGGUGCAUUCCUACCUCACCGACACCCUCAACUCCCUCAUCUCAGAGCUCACUCAGCAGGAGAAGGAAGACUCCGUCAUCGUCGUCCUCAUUGCCGAGACAGAUCCGCAGUACACAGCUGGAGUGGCAGAAAAUAUCAAAAACUUAUUCCCAAAGGAAAUACACUCAGGUCUCCUGGAGGUAAUUUCCCCGUCUCCGCAUUUCUAUCCUGAUUUCUCCCACCUGCGGGAAUCCUUUGGGGACCCCAAGGAAAGAGUCAGGUGGAGGACGAAGCAGAACCUCGACUACUGCUUUUUAAUGAUGUAUGCCCAGUCCAAAGGCAUAUAUUACGUGCAGCUGGAGGACGAUAUUGUGGCCAAACCAAACUAUCUCAGCACGAUGAAGAACUUUGCCUUGCAGCAGCCCUCUGAGGAGUGGAUGAUCCUGGAGUUUUCUCAGCUGGGGUUUAUUGGUAAUAUGGUAAAACACUUGGACUUGUCUCUUUCUUUCGUGGAGUUCAUCCUAAUGUUCUAUAAGGACAAACCCAUUGACUGGCUGCUGGAUCACAUCCUUUGGGUGAAAGUCUGCAACCCUGAGAAAGAUGCAAAACACUGUGACAGGCAGAAGGCAAACUUGAGGAUCCGCUUCAAGCCCUCCCUCUUCCAGCAUGUGGGAACCCACUCCUCCUUGGCUGGGAAGAUACAGAAGCUGAAGGACAAGGACUUUGGCAAGCAGGCCCUGCGGAAAGAGCACGUCAACCCUCCUGCGGAGGUGAGCACCAGCCUGAAAACCUACCAGCACUUCACCUUGGAGAAGGCUUACCUGCGGGAGGACUUCUUCUGGGCCUUCACUCCCACCGCCGGAGACUUCAUCAGAUUCAGAUUCUUCAAACCACUCCGCAUUGAGAGGUUCUUCUUCCGCAGCGGGAACAUUGAGCACCCAGAAGACAAACUCUUCAAUACGACUGUGGAGGUUUUGCCGUUUGACAGCCUGCAGUCGGAUAAGGAAGCCUUGCAGGAGGGAAGAGGGACAGCUGUCAAAUACCGCAGGACGCCGGAUGGCUACAUCCAGAUAGGCUCCUUCUCCAAGGGCGUUGCGGAGGGUGAGGUGGACCCGUCCUUUGGGCCACUGGAGGCCAUCAGGCUGUCCAUCCAGACUGACUCCCCGGUGUGGAUCAUCUUGAGCGAGAUUUUUAUCAAAAAAGCAGAGUGACAUGGGUGUGAGGAAGGGUGGACGCGCGCAGGGAUCCCCGGCCCUGCUCCCUCCCCUCCUGCUCCCUCCUCCCCGCGGCGCCUCGCC